AUGUCGUCGCAGACCAUGACGGCGCCAGCGGUGGGCCAUCGUCCGCCUGAUCCAGGCACCGAUACGCCCAUGUACGACUAUGGCGGCUCACAGAACGACGCUUCGUCUCCGUCCGACCCUAGAAGCAACUCCGCAAUCCCCGACAUGCAUAAUUCUGCUACAGCCUCCAAGGCCUUGCCCGCCAGUCCGAUUGGAAUAAAGAGGGAGUCAUUGGACCAUCAGGGCUUCGCCAUGCCUGACGAUGAAAAGGACUCGAAUGCCCAAUCCGCUGCCGGUGCGCUAUUGGCCCAACUGCUCGGAAACCAGUCCGCGCCGAAUCCUUCUGCGCCAGAGCAAGCGGCCGGGCAACAGACAGAGGAACAGGAUAGGGAACUACACGACUCAAACCGCCCGUCAAUCGACAAAUCCACUCCAUUCUCCACGCACGCCGAUUCGAAUCUACACCAAGAUCCUACAGACUCUACAGGGAUGUCCAAUAUGUCGAAUGGUGAUUUUCCGAUGACAGAUUUCCUUGCAGGACUGGGUGCGCCCGCGCAGGAAGGAGGCGACAUGGGACAUCGAUUAUCAGACGCUAUGGAUUCUAUCUCCGACCCGUUGAACCCCAAGCAGGACCUGGACCAGCCCUCACUUCUCCCUGCUUUCGACUUGGCUGGAACCCCGAAGAAUGCUUUUGAGGCCCUCCAGCAGAACGAAUUUUUGACGGCCGCCUACCUCUCACAAGGUGCUGACCUAUCAGCUCUCGGAUAUCAAGAUGCAUCGGCUUCCAUUGCCGGGUCCGAGCCUCGUAUCCAAGCAUUUGCCAAGUUAGAAUUCGAUGAUGGGCAUUUCUACUGCAACACCUACUCCUUCAUUCUAGGGCGAGAUGUCCGAGCUGCACGCGCCGCCCAUCAGCGAGAAAUUCAGUACCGGCAGGCCGUGCGGAGCUCUCGCGCAAAGAGUUCUAGUGGUGGUAACGCCUCACACACUCCCAACCGCAUGAAACGGGAGGAAAGUGCUGCCAUGAUGGGCAGUGUGGUUAGUGACCGAGGAGGUAUCAUGGGCUUUGAUCCGGACGUUCCCCCGCAUCUUCCAACCAAUCUUAACCUCAGCCGACGGUCGUCAAAGUCUUCUCUCGGUGAGGCUAUGCCCUUGCAUGCCAAUCCGGCGCAAUUACAGACCACCACGUCAACGGACUACAAUGCGCUUGCGAUGCAAUCUCUUCAGGAUGGAAACGGCGAUCCCAAACCCGUGGAUGCAUUGGCUUUGCUACCGUCUCCCGAUUCUUGUCCCACGAUUCCCAUUCACCCUCCAUCCACCAUCGACGGCAGUGCUGCAGGUCACCGCGGUAUCUCACGUCGACAUGUCCGAAUUGCGUAUAAUUUUGACCGAAGUCUCUUCGAGAUGGAGGUCAUGGGCCGUAAUGGAGCAUUUAUUGGAGCUGACUGGUUAUCGCCAGGUCAGCUCCGUCCGUUGCAUAGUGGAGAUUACAUACAAAUCGGAGGUGUGCGCAUCCGAUUCUUGCUGCCAGAUGUUCCCAUUGGAGAGACAGGAGCGGAUCGCUUGGAAGAACAGGCAGCAGAGGAAGAUGAUGCUAUGGAAUCUGUCGAUGUCGAUGCAGAUGCCGACGCUGAUGUCGAUGCGGACGCCGACGCCGACGCCGAGCAUGAGCUUGAUGAUGACAUGGACAGGCCCCUGAGCGACAGUGGUGAAGGCAGAGACUCUUCCAGGGUGACCAAGAUUGUCUUGAAGACGAAGGAUUCUGACUCGAAGGCGCAUUCCGUCGAAUCUUCGGGAGAUCAACCAGCCCGCCGGCGUGGUCCUGGCCGGCCUCCCAAGGACGGAAUAAUGUCUAAGCGUGAAAGAGCUGAGCUUGCUCGGGAGCAGAAGAUUGCCGCUAAGCGCGAAGCCAAUGGUGGUAUCACACCGCCGCUGCAAAACCGGCCAACCAAGGCAGGCAAGACAGUAGCAACGACUGCUACUACUCCCCAGGAGUUUAUUGGUGCUGAAUCCCCACCCUCAUCUUUCAAACCAUCGGAGAAACGGAAGUAUAACAAGCGGAAGAAGGAUGGCACUUCGAUGGAUUUCCCUCUUCCUUCUAUGGAAAGUGGCCAAUUCACUACAGAGCAACGGCCCGAGGAAUACGUGAAGCCUCCGCCAGUCAAGAAACGCAAACCAUCUCGGUCUCCUUCUCCGAACUAUCCUCCCGAGUCUGCUUACACACAAGAGGAUCUGGCGAAACCCCCAUACAACUAUGCUGUUCUCAUCUUUGAUGCUCUUACAGAGGCUGCUACCCCAAUGACGCUGAAGCAAAUAUACCGUGCAUUAAAACUGAAGUAUCCCUACUUUCGCUUUAAGUGCGAGACAGAGGGAUGGACUUCAAGCGUACGACACAACCUUAAUGGCAAUGGUCACUUGUUCAUGCACGCAGAGCGAGAUGGUAAAGGUUGGUCAUGGCAGCUUCGCCCUGGUGCCUCCGUCGAGAAGGAAAAGAAGAGACGGCCUUCACCACCGCCGCCGCAACAGCCGCCACCGCCGCAGGUGUCGGCACCAGCUCCCCAGCCAUAUAUGGGACCUAUCCCUCAUUCCUAUCCCCCACCUGGCGGUCCACCUCCAAUGCAAGCUCAGCAUCACAACUUCCAGUUUCCUCCGAUGCCAUCUACCAACUUCUCUGCACCACCGCCGGCUCCUCAGCAUUCAAGUCCUUAUGCGGCAGCACCGCCUCCUCCGCCCCCUUCUACUGCAGUCUCUUCUGCUCCCUCUGCAACUCCUGCUGUGACUGCUCCUGCCCCAGUUUCUGCUCCCGCUCCCGCUCCUACCCCCGCUCCGGCCCCUGCUCCCACCCCUACCCCUGUUCCCGCUCCUGCUCCCGCUCCCGCUGCUGCGUCCUUUCCCAUUGUGGGUACUAUUCGCAGCAGUCUUCCACCGGCUUUUGCUCGAACUGUCCCAUCCACCUACACAUCUCCUUAUGCAGUCGAUCCACCUGUACAGGGGGCUCAGGCUCAACAGCCUCAGCCCUCAAGGCCUGGGCAAGGACCACCGCCUCAGCAGCAGUCCCCAUACGCACCUUCAAAUCCCCCAUCUCAACCUCAACACAUCAACUCUCAACCCCAGUCUUUCCCACCUGGGCCUCAGUUCCAACCCCAGCAUCAGCAACCGGUACCGAAACAACCACCGCCGCCACUUGGUCCGCCGCCGCAUUCGCAGUCGCAGCAAAUGCCUCCGCGACAAAAUACUAUGCCACAUGGACCACCGGAAACAUCUUCAUUCACUGAGCGUGCGAACAAAGCCAUCGAUGACUUUGAAGCCGUUCUUAUGGAAGAUUACGAGGAUAAGAACUACAUCCGAGAGGUACUCCGAAGUGCCCGUGCCCGUGUGUUGGGUAAUGCUACUGAGAGUUCAUUCCCCGGUGGAGAGCCCAAGGACGAGGGCGUCAUCAUGGACGUGCUUCGCAACCUUGUUGGAAGCUUGAAAGACGACUAG
This is a messenger RNA of Penicillium odoratum, 3459 nucleotides long. RefSeq names its product forkhead domain protein. Gene Ontology annotation, biological process: regulation of ribosomal protein gene transcription by RNA polymerase II. The transcript is spliced from 2 exons. Lineage: Eukaryota; Fungi; Ascomycota; Eurotiomycetes; Eurotiales; Aspergillaceae. Gene Ontology annotation, cellular component: nucleus. The record is from RefSeq and is a predicted model, not a curated record. Bases 1 to 3459 code for a protein of 1152 amino acids. Gene Ontology annotation, molecular function: sequence-specific DNA binding; protein binding; DNA-binding transcription factor activity.